Messenger RNA from Asparagus officinalis (garden asparagus), 1909 nucleotides. RefSeq names its product probable sugar phosphate/phosphate translocator At1g06470. The coding region runs from base 150 to 1475 and encodes 441 amino acids. Lineage: Eukaryota; Viridiplantae; Streptophyta; Magnoliopsida; Asparagales; Asparagaceae. Gene Ontology annotation, molecular function: antiporter activity. Gene Ontology annotation, cellular component: endoplasmic reticulum-Golgi intermediate compartment; cis-Golgi network; Golgi apparatus. The transcript is spliced from 12 exons. The record is from RefSeq and is a predicted model, not a curated record. Gene Ontology annotation, biological process: UDP-glucose transmembrane transport.
AAUCCCAAUUUCAUUUUCUGAGACCCUCCUAAAAAUUUGCCUCCUUGUCAACCCCCCCUCUCUUUCUUAUCUCUUUCACCGACGAAAUCUCGCUUGACUUCUCAGUCCACGAAAAAGAUCCAAUCUUUUUCACUAUCGUCCUUCGAUCCAUGGGCGAAAGCGAAUCAAACGAGGUUCAGAUUCAGAUCCAAAGCCCGCCGCCGGCGCUACGCAAAGAACCGUCGCUCUCGCGGUGGGGAGGCGACGAUCCCCACGGGAUCGAGCCCAUCACCGCCGCCACCGACGAAGAUUCCGAUGAUAUCGAUCUAUUGGAGUCCGAGAGAACGGGAUCUAGCGGACUCUGUCAAGGGACCAUGAACGGUAACGGAAAAGGUUACGUCUCGUUAGAAAUCGAUAAUCGAGAGAAGCUCGAUAAUUUGAGCUCGAUUUCUUCUGUAAUGGUGCUCAAAACUCUGUUCUUUAUACUUGUUUGGUACCUUUUCAGUACUCUGUUGACGUUGUAUAAUAAGACAUUGUUAGGGGACCAUCUGGGAAAAUUUCCGGUUCCUUUGAUGAUGAACACAGUUCAUUUUGGGAUGCAAGCUGUGAUAUCCAACGCCAUUGUUUUUUACCAGUCUCGGUUUAAAGAUAAAAGCGACCGGACGAUGACAUGGAGGGAUUACUUCUUUAGAGUUGUGCCUACGGGGUUGGCUACUGCAUUGGAUGUAAACCUGAGCAAUGAGUCCCUUGUUUUCAUAUCGGUUACAUUUGCGACAAUGUGCAAAUCUGCAGCACCGAUAUUUCUCCUGGUGUUUGCUUUCGCAUUUAGGUUGGAGAGUCCAAGCUUUAAGCUUCUAGGUAUCAUAGUAGUCAUCUCUUCUGGAAUUCUUUUAACAGUUGCCAAGGAGACUCAAUUUGAAUUCUGGGGAUUCCUCUUCGUCAUGCUUGCUGCAGUUAUGUCAGGAUUCCGGUGGUGCAUGACUCAGAUUCUUUUGCAGAAAGAGGUCUAUGGUUUGAAGAAUCCCAUCACUCUGAUGAGCUAUGUUACUCCUGUAAUGGCAGUGACUACUGCACUUUGCUCACUUAUGCUGGAUCCCUGGCAUGAUCUUAGCAAAAACAAGUACUUCGAUAAUUCAAGCCACAUAAUACAAAGUUUCCUACUUAUGCUUUUGGGAGGAGCAUUGGCAUUCUUUAUGGUUUUGACGGAAUAUAUUCUUGUUUCAGCAACUAGUGCAGUAACAGUGACAAUUGCGGGUAUUGUUAAGGAAGCUGUCACUAUCUUGGUCGCUGUAUUCUACUUCCAUGACCAGUUCACCUGGUUGAAAGGAAUUGGGCUUUUCACAAUAAUGGUUGGGGUUAGUUUAUUCAACUGGUACAAAUAUCAAAAAAUAAAAAAAGGUCAUCCAAGUGGGAAUGGAGAAAUAAACGCCUCAACUUUUAAUGGAGCUGCCAAAUAUGUUAUCCUUGAUGAGGAUAUUACCGAUAACGAUACUUGACCCGGCUCCAUUCUCUGCGGCAUUUUUUAAAGCUAACAGGAAUUUACCUCAACCUGAAGUCAAAUUUACCUUCAUUCGUAUGGCUUGCACUACAAGUUAAAUUCUAAAUAUAGUGUAAGCUCAUACAUGCACAGAUCUUAAUUACUGUGAAACGAUGGGUUUUGCUCGCCUCUAAUUGUGUUUAUACUCUCUCUCCUCAAAGACUUCAGCAGCUCUCACAAGUGGAUGACCUACAAAGGAAUUCAAAUUGAGAUUCAUCUGUUAUCAUACGUCAAAAAUCAAAUGUAUUAUACAUCGGAAUUUGUUUGAUGUUUUAUUCGUUCUCUUGAUCGGUUGAUCAACCAAGAAGUAUACUGUAUAUUCGAGGAAAAUACAUUUGUAACUUCGUUCUUUUACAUGAUAAUAUUAUCAGCUGGCUGAUGGUUACAUGAUAA